This is a messenger RNA of Cadophora gregata, 1150 nucleotides long. RefSeq lists its product as uncharacterized. The coding region runs from base 43 to 822 and encodes 259 amino acids. NCBI's taxonomy places the organism in Eukaryota, Fungi, Ascomycota, Leotiomycetes, Helotiales, Ploettnerulaceae. The record is from RefSeq and is a predicted model, not a curated record. The transcript has 2 exons.
GUACCUACCUAAUUAUCAAAUAAAUUCCAUCUACCUUCAACAAUGAAGCUCUCUCUUCUUAUAGGAGUCUUUGCCGCUUGUUGUGUUGCAAUUCCUCUCUCAGAAGUCAAUGACCCCACAACAAACCUCUCGUCUGAUGUCGCCUUGGUAGAGCGGGAUGACGCCCCGGGGGAGCCGGAUGACGCCCCGGGGGAGCCGGAUGACGACCCGAUAGCGCUGGAUCCGAUAGAUCUGGAUCCUCCGAUAGAGCCGGAUCCUCCGGUAGAGCUGGAUGGCGGGCAUGAACCGCACAAUACAAGCCUCGCAAUUAUUGGCGCCCGAGACGCCCGCACAAAUCCACCAUGCCCAGCUGGGCAGACUUGGGACCGCUCCAUCUGUUGGAACUCCGGGGUCGUACGUCGCUGGUGUAGGACAGCUUCGAAUGCACCGGGGGAUGGUGCAAACGGUUAUUGUGAGGCCGACGAAGUCUGUGUGCAGCGCAAUCUGUCUAAUGGAAAAACUUUCGCUGACUGCAUUUUGCUUGUUAACCUUAUUAAGUGGAGGUCAGGCCCAGAUGGAUACAAUGAAGGCUGCACUUCUGUCAUUAGUAAGCGAGGGAAAACACACAGCUUAGGAACAAUGGCUUAUGACACCAAUUCGAAACCUAUCCAAGUCGGCAAAAUCAGGUUUCUUGGAGAACCUGGUGAUCUGGACGAGGGAAUUUACGGAGCAGUAUCCUAUGCUGCUAGCGAUUGGUUCAAUUUCGAUGGAGGACGUUCUAUGAAAACUUGUGUUAUGACUAUGGGUGCUACAAACUUGCAUCUCUUUUCGUGGCUUUUUUGAUUGUUAUUAGUCCGUAGACCUAUUCAAGGGAAAUAUAGGGGGCAAUCAGGGGACGGGCAAUCCUGGCCAGGGUGUUGGACCUUUUCAACAAAGGCGAAGCGGGGGCUAUUCAAGAGGGGCAUAUAUUCUGAUUCUCACACUCUUUCUAACACACUCUUUUGAACACUUAAAUAAAACACUUGGAAUUUGAUGUAUAUCAAUACACAAUUGUUAUUUGUUUACUAGUACGAUACCAAUAAUUGUUAGGAGUAAAGAUGUAGUUGAUAUGGAUAUUUUGCCCAGGUCUUGGCGAAGCCUAAUCGUGCUUAGUACGGAAAGCUUUGGCGGG